AUCCGGCAAACCAAUUUUCGUCGAUGAUUGCAAAUGAUGGGAAUGAUGUUGGAUUUGUUUCUUCAUCUUCUGGACUCCCGCUUGGUCAGUCAGGUAAUAUAAUGGAAAGUCAGCUUCAUUCACUGGACAUGGCGUCAAACACAUCGGAAAGUAAACUAAUGCCGCUGCUAACGGAGGAGGAAUUCGACAGCAAAUCCGGUAGUCAUGACAAUAAUCAAGAAGGCAAAUCCAGUGAUGAACAAGACGCUAAUCAGCCUGAGAGGAGAAAGAGCUAUCACCGCCACACUCAGCAUCAGAUCCAAGAAAUGGAAAAUUUCUUUAAGAAGUGUCCACACCCAGAUGACAAGCAAAGGAAGGAGCUCAGUCAUGAACUAGGGUUAGAGCCGCUACAAGUGAAAUUUUGGUUCCAAAAUAAGCGUACCCAAAUGAAGAAUCAAAACGAGCGCUCCGAGCUCUCAUCACUUCGAGAUGAAAAUGAAAAGCUUAGGACUGAACACGUGCAACUCCGUGAAGCUCUCAACAAUGCUACUUCUUGCCCUUCUUGCCCUAUAUGUGGCGGCCCACAAAUCAGUUUAGGUGAAAUGUCAUAUGAAGAAAAUCAAUUGAGGAUCGAAAAUGCUCGACUAAAAGAAGAGGUUGAUCGAAUUUCAGCUUUGGCAGCAAAAUAUGUGGGCAAGCCAGUUUCGAGUUUAAACGUUAAUUACUCGCCUUCAGUAACUCCGCCUCGUUCACUUGAUCUUGUAAAUGCAUUUGGAAAUAACGGAGAGGUUAUAAGAUCAUCAUUUAACGGACCAACAGAAGCCGAGAAGCCGUUAAUAAUUGAGUUAGCAGUUGCAGCAAUGGAAGAGUUUAUUCAAAUGGCUCAAAUGGGAGAACCACUUUGGUUGCCUAGUGUUGAUGGUCGAACAAAUUUUCUAAAUGAAGAAGAGUAUGUUAGAUUAUUCCCUAUAGGAAUUGGACCUAAGCUUGAAGGAUUUAAGACUGAAGCUUCAAAAGAUACUGCUGUUGUUUUCUUGAAUCCUAUCAACUUGGUUGAAAUUCUCAUGGACGCGAAUAAGUGGUCAAGUAUGUUCUCAAGUAUUGUGUCGACGGCUGUUACGGUGGAUGUGUUAUCAACUGGAGUUGUGGGAAAUUUCAAUGGAGCAUUGCAACUGAUAUUUGCAGAAUUUCAAGUACCAUUUCCACAGGUUCCAACUCGAGAUUGCUACUUCGUAAGAUAUUGUAAACGAAGUGUUGAUGGAAUAUGGGCAGUUGUCGACGUUUCCCUCGACUAUCUGCGUGCUACCCCGACUGCUAGUUGCCGGCGAAGGCCCUCAGGAUGCCUAAUUCAAGCAAUGCCAAAUGGGUACUCAAAGGUCACCUGGAUAGAGCAUGUAGAGGCAGACGAUAUAGCAAUUUAUAACAUUUACAAGCCUCUUUUGAAUUCUGGCCUUGCAUUCGGGGCAAAGCGUUGGAUUGCUACUUUGGAUAGACAAUGUGAACGGCUAGCAAGUGCAAUGGCCACAAAUUUACCCGACGAUAACAUGAGUAAUAUGAUAUUAGGAGGUCCAGAGGGAAGAAGGAAUGUGUUGAAGCUAGCGGAGAGAAUGGUAAUUAGCUAUUGUUCUGGAGUUAGUGCUACGGCAGCUCAUCAAUGGACAACUCUCUCAGGAAGUGGUUCAGAAAAUGAUGUUCGCAUCAUGUUUAGGAAAAGCAUUAAUGAUCCAGGCAGACCUCCUGGCAUUGUGAUGUGCGCUGCGACUACCUUCUGGCUCCCGAUUUCUCCGAAAAUAGUGUUUGAUUUUCUCCGUGAUGAAAACACUAGGACUGAGUGGGAUAUUCUAUCCAAUGGAGGUGUUACUCAAAGAUUGGUUCAUAUUGCUAAUGGCAGGGAAAAAGGCAACUCUGUCUCCAUAUUGAGAGUGAAUAGUAGUGCAAACUCAACACAAAACAACAUGCUGAUAUUGCAAGAGAGCAGCAGAGAUCCAACAGGAUCAUUUGUUGUUUAUGCACCAGUUGAUGUUCCUGCUAUGAACACAGUAAUAAAUGGUGGAGAUCCUGAUUACGUCGCGCUUCUACCUUCUGGAUUUGCUAUACUACCAGAUGGUCCUCCAGGCAGAAUUGCUGGUGGAUCUCUCCUCACUAUUGCAUUUCAGAUUUUGGUUGAUUCUGUUCCUACCUCUAAGCUUUCCCUUGGAUCAGUUGCUACUGUCAACAGACUCAUUGCUUGCACAGUUGAUAAGAUCAGGGCUGCUCUUCUAUCCGAUACCCCUUGAUGUUAAACUUUGUUAGGGAAGGAGUAGUACAGAAGAAGAAGGCAAAGAAUAAAAUGAAGUCAAGAGCGCACCUUGUUGCUUUGAUUGUGAUAUUGGUUGCUUUAGCCAAUGGAAUAAUCAAAGGGUUUUCUAUAGAGGUUUUGUUAGGAUAUAUGAGGUUCGUGAAUUGACUUCCUCAGGCGAUUUGAAAAAGGAAGUUGUAUAGACUUCAUAGGUUUGGACCUGGAGUUUAAUUUACUGCUUCCUUCCCUAUGCCUAUUCGGGAUUUUCCUUUAAUUUGUGAUUUUUGGUCGGUGAACUUAAAAGCAUUUGCAGAAUCUUUUGUCUGCUUUUGCUUAUUUAUUUCAAUAUCUAUCAAAAUAGUUGGCUUCUUUUGCCAAA
Nicotiana attenuata is the source of this 2636-nucleotide messenger RNA. Its product is annotated as homeobox-leucine zipper protein ROC2-like. The transcript is spliced from 12 exons. The coding region runs from base 24 to 2255 and encodes 743 amino acids. Gene Ontology annotation, molecular function: DNA binding; lipid binding; DNA-binding transcription factor activity, RNA polymerase II-specific. Gene Ontology annotation, biological process: regulation of DNA-templated transcription. The record is from RefSeq and is a predicted model, not a curated record. NCBI's taxonomy places the organism in Eukaryota, Viridiplantae, Streptophyta, Magnoliopsida, Solanales, Solanaceae.